AUGAGGGGACCCAAGGGGAAAGCAGGGGGAGCAGGAGGACCAGGGAACCCAGGCCUGCCCGGCCUCCCAGGGGUGGAUGGAUUGACAGGUGCUGAUGGGCCUGCAGGGAAGGACGGUCCUCCAGGGGAGUUGGGCGAAGCUGGACCUCCCGGGCCAGGUGGACCUCCUGGCAGAGGGAGACCGGGAGCUCCAGGGCCACCAGGAGCCAAUGGGCUUGCGGGCGGAAUCGGGCCACAGGGACCAGCAGGCCCUGAGGGUCUUGCAGGAUUGGCUGGGCCACCCGGCCCUGACGGACCCCCAGGUCUUCCUGGGGCCCUCCCUGAUGGCAGUGGAGAUCUGUUGUGUCCUGCCAUCUGCCCUCCUGGCCCCUCCGGCCCUCCAGGAAUGCCUGGAUUCAAGGGUCACACAGGACACAAAGGAGACAAGGGAGAGCUCGGGAAAGAUGGAGAGAAGGGUUAUGCUGGCCCAUCUGGUCCUCCGGGUACUCCCGGCACUGUGGGCCUGCAGGGUCCUCGUGGUUUGAGGGGACUUCAGGGCCCGAUGGGUGCAGUAGGUGACAGAGGUUUACCUGGUUUCCGAGGCAAACCUGGUAUUGCUGGCAUCAUCGGCAAGACAGGUGAUGUUGGAGAGAAAGGACCAGAGGGAUUUAGAGGGCCAAAGGGCGAGAUUGGCAAAAUUGGUCCAAAGGGAGUUCCCGGGGGAGCAGGACCCAAAGGGGAGCCUGGCAUCCCUGGCAGAGACGGGAAAGAUGGCACCCAGGGACUGGACGGCGAGAAGGGCGACGCCGGACGGAAUGGGGUACCCGGUGAGAAAGGACCCAACGGCCUUCCUGGUUUACAAGGAAAGGCUGGCUCAAAGGGAGCCACAGGAGGAGUUGGCAACCCAGGAGAGAUGGGAGAGGCAGGGCCGUCUGGAGAGCCAGGUAUUCCUGGCGACAUCGGUAUCCCAGGAGAGAGGGGCGAGGCGGGAACCAGAGGAGUGGCUGGGGGCAUCGGACCAGUGGGCAACAUCGGGGUUCAGGGCAGCAAAGGCUUCCAGGGAAUAAAGGGGUCUCUGGGGGACCCUGGCCUUCCCGGACCAACCGGAAUCCGUGGCGGAUUUGGGGAAAGGGGUCCAGUCGGAGCAUCAGGCCCUAAAGGAGACGUGGGUGUGGCAGGAGCUGAUGGUUUGCCCGGGGAGAAUGGAGAACCUGGUCCAUUCGGUCCAGUUGGCCAAAAAGGAGAGUCUGGGAAGCGUGGAGAGCUGGGACCCAAGGGCGUGGUGGGACCACAGGGAGAGCUCGGAGCCAGAGGGGUUCCUGGGAAACCAGGUCUCAUGGGCUUUCAGGGUGAACAGGGUCUGUCCGGAAUCGCUGGCAAGAUUGGUGUUCCCGGUAAACUGGCAAGCGAACAGCACAUCAGAGAAUUGUGUGGAUCUAUGAUUGAUGAUCAGAUUGCAAAGCUGGCUUCCAACCUCAGAAGACCCCUGUCCCCUGGCCAAGUGGGUCGCCCCGGCAUUACCGGACCUCCGGGGAAGCCAGGCGAGACUGGGUCUAUCGGUCACCCCGGCUCCCGUGGACCUCCUGGCUACAGAGGACUGCCUGGAGACCUGGGAGACCCCGGUCCCAGAGGUGAUCUUGGUGAACAGGGUGACAAGGGACCCAUUGGAAAAGCCAUCGAAGGGCCUGUUGGAGACCAAGGAUACCAAGGUAUCCCAGGAGUAUUUGGAAUCGUCAAAGACGGGCGUGAUGGAUCCCCAGGAGAUCCAGGAGAACCCGGAGAGGCAGGUAGGACAGGAAGGACCGGGCACUCGGGCUCCCCAGGAAUCUGCGACACUACCGCCUGCCAGGGGGCAAAUGUCCAUGCGAAAACCUCCAAUCCCAAGAACCAUUAAACAUUACUUCCCUCAUCCCGGAACUAGCCACCCAUGGGAGGAGAAAAUAUGAGGAAGAGAUGGAGGAGUGGAGAGGAGAGGAGAGGAGACAGACGAGUCACAUAAUGUCCUCUUUAAAUGUAUUUAAAACAAGACGGGAACAGUAGCAACAGAUUUAUUUUGAGGAAGAGAAGAACAUCCCAAGAGUGUUAAAAGAAGGAAAACAGCAGUUUGGGAAAACAAAGAAACAAACUGAGACUAAAAAUCUAGACUCCACCCAUCCAUGAAGUGGACAAAGCUGAGUAAACAUUUCACAAGAGAGUUAGAAAACACCAGCAUUGCUCCAAAUACCAUCAAAAGUGAAUAACAUUUUUUUUUUUAAUUAACAACUGAAAACAACUUUACUGGAAAAGUGCUUAUAGGCCAUUAUUUUUCAAAAUCAUUUGUGUGUAAAAGUAUGUACUUAUGUUCUUUCACUCCCUAAACAUCUUGUGUCACAUACCCCUCUAUGGAAGGUAACUCUCCAAAACACUACAACCGUGAUUGUCCUUGCAGUGAAUGUGUAUGUGUCAAGGUCCUUUCUGCAUAGACCGCGGGUGUUACCUCACAAGACAAGCUUAUGAUAUUGUAAAAUAGGAAGAUAUGUGCCAGUGAGCAAAGUGAAGUCUGCCAAGGAGCUUUGUGUGUAUCGCAAACAGGCAAUGAAGAAACCUAAGUGCCCAGAUAUUUUGUAUGUUGAUGCAACCACAGUAUUUUCCAACUCUUGAUAGAUUCAUUUUUUUUAAUCAAGUUUGUAAAAAUUUUUUUGUCAAUUUCCUUUUUUUGUCUUUCGUUUCACUUUUCACGAUUACAUGUUUGAUUUUAAAAUCUCCCCUUCCAAUAUGUUUUGAAAAUAAAUACAGUUGUGGAUGCAUCAGAAAUUGUAAUUGUAGAAUAACACAAUUUGUGUUCUUUAUCUUUUUAAUUUUGCAAUGACCACAUCCACUAUAUACCGGUACUGUAUCUAUUAAAUAUACAUGACUUUAAAUACUAUUUAUUAUUUGUGGGUGACUGUUGUAUGUACAGUAAGAUGCUACAGCACCAUGUAAGAAAUAACAAAUAAAGCCACUUUUCAGUAAAACAUUACUCUUUUCUACAUACAGUGCCUUGCAAAAGUAUUCAUCCCCCUUGGCAUUUUUCUUAUUUUGUUGCAUUACAACCUGUAACUUAAAUUAAUUUUCAUUUGGAUUUC
Oncorhynchus masou masou (cherry salmon) is the source of this 3082-nucleotide messenger RNA. RefSeq names its product collagen alpha-3(IX) chain-like. The record is from RefSeq and is a predicted model, not a curated record. Lineage: Eukaryota; Metazoa; Chordata; Actinopteri; Salmoniformes; Salmonidae. Gene Ontology annotation, biological process: extracellular matrix organization. The transcript has 30 exons. Bases 1 to 1872 code for a protein of 623 amino acids. Gene Ontology annotation, molecular function: extracellular matrix structural constituent conferring tensile strength.